GAAGGAGCAGAGCGGCCGGAAGCGCGGAGGGAGCCGCGGGAUGGACCGCAGGGCUGCGGCGAAACCACGUGCUGCCUGAACCCCACUUUCCUCUUGCAGCCUGCCAGUUUUCUCCAUUCAAGAUAGUCCCUUUGGAGAUGCGCCCCUGGGUCGAAGCCACUACUGGCCAUCCCAGAGCCAGACCUGGUGUCCCAAGACCCUGAGCCCAUCCAGGUCUCAGAGAUCCAGGCUCCCACAAGCUCCCAAGGCUCUAGCCACAGGUCCCAACUCCCCUGAGCUGUUUGAGGAGUCCUGGCCAUCCAGUUCAGGGACCCCCUCCCUGCCCAGCACCACUGAGGGACAGAUGUGGGCCUCCCCAGCACCCACCCUGAUUGACAGCGGGGACUCCGUGGUGGCCAAGUAUAUAAACAGGUUCCGCCAGGCUCAGCCCACCAGUCGAGAGGAGCGCCAGCCUGCAGGCCCAACCCCAGCUGACUUUUGGUGGCUGCAGUCUGACUCUCCAGACCCCAGCAGUCAAAGUGCAGCAGGAGCCAACAAACCAGAAGGAAGACCCCAUACAGCUGUCCCUACUGCGGUCAACGUGACCAGUGCAUCCCAUGCUGUGGCUCCCCUUCAGGAAAUAAAGCAGAACCUCCACACAUGGAACUCAUCCCUGCUGGACCUGGAGACGCUGAGCCUACAGAGCAGAGCUGCCAGGCUGCUCAAACGCAGCAAAGCCUCCAUCUCCUCCUCCUCCUCCCUCAGCCCCAGCGAUGCCAGCACUUCCUCAUUCCCCACCAGCUCUGAUGGCCUCUCUCCCUUCUCGGAGACCUUCAUCCCUGACUCCAGCAAGGGCCUUGGCCCCAGGGCACCCGCAUCCCCGGCACCAGCCCAGGCCCAGACCCCCACCCCUGCUCCAGCCCCAGCCUCCUCCCAAGCACCCCUUCGGCCAGAGGAUGACAUUCUGUACCAGUGGCGGCAGCGGCGGAAGCUUGAACAGGCUCAGGGAAGCAAGGGUGACAGAGCUUGGGUGCCGCCUCUGACCCCUGCCCUCCGCACGUUGACCUCUCCUGCUCCAGUGGAGACCCUCAGUUCUCUGGGGACCCAGCCUAACCAUGUCCCACUGUGGAGCAGUGUGGCCCAGCCUGGUCCACCAGAGGCCUUCUAUGUGGAGAGGCCUCCUUUUCCCUCAGUGUCCUCUCCACACAUCUUUUGGGCCCCCAGCUCCCACGGGUUCUUCUGGGCCCCACAGUCUGGGCCUUGGGUAUCCCUUGGGGCUGUUCCUCCCACGCAGCAGGCCUCCACCCUAGCACAUCUGGGCUCUACCCUCGCGCCCCCGGCUUCCCUGGCCUCCACCCUCGAACCCCCGGCCUCCACCCCAGCUCCCCUGGCCUCCACCCUUGCACCCCCAGCCUCCACCCCGGCUCCCCUGGCCUGUACCCCUGCACCUCCAGCCUCCACCCUCGCAUCCCCAGCUGUCCCCCAGGGCCUGCCCAUCCCUGACCCAAGCAGCUGUGCCCAGCCUAAGAGCCUGGGGCCCAAGUCUCGGAGGAGCAGAGCCCCUCGCCCAGAGGCUGCCGAGCAAGUCCCUGCAGCUGGCCAGGGACCUGGCCCUCAGCUCAGGGGUGUCCUGGGCCAGGUAGUGGCAGCUCGGCUGUUCCCUGACAGCCUGGAGGACACGCCUCCUCACUUCGAGGGCCCCCCUCCACCCAAGGCUGGAUCUCCGAAAGUCCAGGCCACACAACCCCAAACCAAGGUCACUCCCCCUCCAUCUGAAUCCCAGUGUCGGGCCAAGGCCGAGUCUCUGAAAGCCAAGGCCUUGCCGCCCGCAGCGGGGUCAGUGAUACGGAAGAGCGAAGCCACUCCUUCCCCUGGAGCCUGCCUGCAGCCCGAGGUCCCACUCUCUCCAGCUGAGCAGGCAACCACAGUCAAGGCCUCGCCGCCAGCCUUCCAGGUGGGGUCUCCGGAGGCCCUGGCCCCGCCCCCGCCCGCUGCUGACCACGCCCCCUCGGAGGCCCUGCUUGCCCAGGCCGCCCUGCUGCUGCAGGCUGCAGAAGACUCCGACGGCAGCGAGUUCCAGGACGAUCCCGUGCUGCAGGUGCUAAGAGCCCAUAGGGCAGAGCUGAGUCGGCAGAAAAGGGAAGCGGAUGCCCGAUUAUCGUUCCUGUUGGACCAGGCUGAAGACCUGGGAUCUUGGUCCCCUCCAGCCGGGUCGCCCCCUAGGUCCCCAAGGAGGCUGCUAAGAAGGGAAGGAGAUUCCCUGGAGGCCAGAAGACUUUGAAUUGUACAGAUUCUAUUUUACCCAGUGAGGCUCUUUUUUUUUUUUUCAUACAGUUACUGGUUAUCUGUGAGAAAGGGGUUGUUUGGAAAGGCCAAGGGGUCAUGCCAAUUUAAGGAAAUGCCCCCCAUCCUCCGCUGCCCCAUGGCUCUGCCCUGCCCCCCACCCCUUCCUGACCACGGAAACAAGAUCUCCUUUCUGGUUAUAUCUUCCUUGGGGCAGAGGGAGUUUCAGACAAGACUUCUGGCAAGACUGGGACCCACCUUAUCUGGCUUCACUCAGGAGCCCUGGCUCAAAUGGACCAAAGGACUGCCCUCCACGGAGGAAGCUACUAGGGUCAUCAGAGUGUUGGAUGAUGGUCAGGCUAUAGCCCACACAUGCUUGAGCAGCAGCAGCAUCUGGUGCAGCUGACCCCUCCCUCCUUGAAGCACUUUCUCUCCCUGCUUCCAGCCCUUCUCUCUGCACCUCUCUGGUCAGGCCUAGUCACUAGCCCAGCAUGUCAACUUUGGCAUGACCCAGGGCCAUGGCGUUGACAUCUCUAUCUGCACCCACCCAUAGGUGCUCUUGUCUAGCUUAAUGACUCUAAACCCCGUCUCUAUUCUGAUAAUCCUCAAAUUUCUGUCUGUAACCUAGACCUGGCCACGAAACCUUGGGCUCCUACCUCAUUACCAUUUCUACCCAAGGGUUUAAAAGACAUCUCAAAUUCCAUAGGUCCUAAAUGGAGUUUCCAAUCUUUCCCCCUAGGCGUGCCUCUCCCCAGCUUCUUUUUUUUUUUUUUUUUGGAUGGAGUCUAGCUCUGUCACCCAGGCUGGAGUGCCAUAGUGUGAUCUCGGCUCACUGCAAGCUUCGCCUCCCGGGUUCACGCCAUUCUCCUGCCUCAGCCUCCCGAGUAGCUGGGACUACAGGUGCCCGCCACCACGGUCGGCUAAUUUUUUUUGUAUUUUUAGUAGAGACGGGGUUUCACUGUGUUAGCCAGGAUGGUCUUGGUCUCCUGACCUCGUGAUCCACCCGCCUCGGCCUCCCAAAGUGCUGGGAUUGCAGGCGUGAGCCACCGUGCUGGGCCCCCCCUCCCCAACUUUCUUCGGCUCUGUCCUUUGCCGCUCAGACCAAAAACCUUAGAGUUGUCUUUGACUUCUGUCUUUCCCUUCCACCCACAGUUAACCAGGAAAUCCUGCCAUCUCCGCCUUUAUUUUAUUUUAUUUUUUGAGAUGGAGUUUCACCCUUGUUGCCCAGGCUGUAGUACAAUGGCAUGAUCUCGGCUCACGGCAACCUCCACCUCCCGGGUUCAAGCGAUUCUCCUGCCUCAGCCUUCUGAGUAGCUGGGAUUACAGGCACCUGCCACCACGCCCAGCUAAUUUUCUUUGUUUGUUUGUUUGUUUUGAGACAGAGUCUUGCUCUGUCCCCCAGGCUGGAGGGCAGUGGCACGAUCUCGGCUCACUGCAACCUCUGCCUUGCAGGUUCAAGCUAUUCUUCUGCCUCAGCCUCCCUAGUAGCUGGGACUACAGGCGUGUGCCACCACGCCUGGCUAAUUUUUGUAUUUUUAGUAGAGACGGGGUUUCACCAUAUUGGCCAGGCUGGUCUCAAACUCAUGACCUCGUGAUCCUCCUGCCUCAGCCUCCCAAAGCGCUGGGAUUACAGGCAUGAGCCAUCAUGCCUGGCAAUUUUUUGUAUUUUUAGUAGAGACGAGGUUUCACCAUGUUGGCCAGGCUGGUCUCGAACUCCUAACCUCAGGUGUCCCACCCACCUCAGCCUCCCAAAGUGCUAGGAUUACAGAUGUGAGCCACCGCACCUGGCCUCCACCUUUAAAAUCUAUCCAGAAUUCAACUGCUUCUCCCCUUCUACUGCUCACACCUCAAUCUAGGCUGUCAUCACCUCCUCUCUGGACUGUUGGAAAACUUAACGGUUUUUAUAAACCUGAUAUUCUUUGACACACUUGCCAUCAAGAGGCAGAGUCUAUGUCCCUUCAUCUUGAAACUGGGCCCCUCAACAAAUAAAAUGCAGAGGAAGUGAUGCAGCUUAACUUCUAAAGUGCAGUUAGAAAAGAUGAUUUCUCAGCUGGGCAUGGUGGCUCACGCCUGUAAUCCCAGCACUUUGGGAGGCUCAGGUGGGCAGAUUACUUGAGGUCAGGGGUUCAAGACCAGCCUGGCCAACAUGGUGAAAUGUCUCUACUAAAAAUACAAAAAUUGGCCAGGCAUUGGUGGUGGGUGCCUGUAAUCCCAGCUACUCAGGAGGCUGAGGCAAGAGAAUUGCUUGAACUCAGAAGGCAGAGGUUGCAGUGGAAAAAAAAAAAAAGAUAAUUUCUCUCUCUUUCUCUCUCUCUCUGACACUUGCUUUAGAGGCUACAUUAAAAAAAAAAACUAGUUGCCAUGCUGGGGAGGGGUUUGGGUUACACAGGUGUAUGCACUUAUGAAACUUAGUGAAGUGUGUGAAUUUCAUUGUAUGUAAAGUUUACCUCAAAAGAAAAUAUUGAACGCCAGUUAAAGAUACGCCUGUAAUCUGACUUCUUUGGGAGGCCAAGGCGGGAGGAUCACUUGAGGCCAGGAGUUUGAGACUACCCUGGGCAACACAGCAAGACCUGUCUCUACAAAAAUAAAUAAGUAAAUAAAUAGCCAGAUGUGGUGGCA
This is a messenger RNA of Homo sapiens (human), 4881 nucleotides long. It is a transcript of the gene PROSER3, whose product is annotated as proline and serine rich 3. The record is from RefSeq and is marked validated. Gene Ontology annotation, cellular component: centrosome. Bases 344 to 2260 code for a protein of 638 amino acids. NCBI's taxonomy places the organism in Eukaryota, Metazoa, Chordata, Mammalia, Primates, Hominidae. The transcript is spliced from 11 exons.